CCAAUACCCACUGGACCCAGCCAAACCUGGUGUCAAAACGGCACAAAAAGCACGAGGACGGGAAUACCCGAAUCCAGUUCUUUCUCAUCUCUUACUCUCAUCCGUAGCCCCUAUCUAGAGUCUAGGGUUUACAAUUUGGGAUCACCGGAAUCCGUUCGUUUACCAUUCGACGUUUUCACAGGAGAGUUGUUUUCUGCAUGAGAAUCGUGGAGAUGAGUUGUUUUUUUCUAUUGGAUUUCAUCCAUGAACCAGCGUAAGAGGUAGAAAUUCCGAUGUCGCCGCUGAUCUGCCUCUCUAUAGGGGUGAACAUCGCGAUGUAAUUAGGGUUUCAGAAGCUACGCCUUCCAUUGCUCGAAUUGAUGGAACUGAGUGUUUGACGGCGAUGGCUGCUGGGACCGAGGAUUAUAGGGUAUUUCCUGAACUUGCUUUUGGAGAAAUGGAUGCUAAAGCUGAAAUCAGGUUUCCAGAUGGAGAGGUAUGUGAUUUGGAUUCAGAUGGUGGAAAUGUUGAUUCGGUAGCAGAACAUGUGGAGCCGGAGAAGGUGAGAUGCGUAGAAGCUAGUGUGUCGCCGGAGAUUGAUUCCAGACAAGUAGUUGAAACAAUGGUUUCUAGGGCUUCCGUUCAAACUGAGGUCCAGCCGUUGUGCACGGAAAACUUUGCUUAUGACUUUCAAGAGACAACGAUGGAGGAUGCGACGACGAGCGGUGGAGUGAUACCUGAGGUUUCUUUUGGAGAAACGAGAAGAGAUGCGGAAGCAACCGUUGAGGCCAUUGGCUCUGAUUUUGAUUCUUUAUAUUCUAAGGUGGAUGAGAAUUAUGCUCAUGAGUUGCCAGAGGCGGUGGGCGCAGAAACAGCUAGGGCAUUGAGAUUUGGAUUUAACAUAGGGGACAUGGUUUGGGGAAAAGUCAAGUCUCAUCCAAUGUGGCCUGGACAAAUCUAUAAUGAUGCAUUUGCGUCUCCUUCCGUUCGUCGGUCAAAAAGGGAGGAUCAUAUUUUGGUGGCUUUCUUUGGUGACAGCAGUUAUGGAUGGUUUGACCCAGCUGAUCUUGUCCCUUUUGAGUCUCACUAUGCAGAGAAAUCACGACAGACAAACUCUCGGAAUUUCUUGAGGGCCGUUGAGGAGGCUGUUGAUGAGGCCAGCAGGAGGAAAGCUCUUGGGUUGUCUUGCUAUUGUCGGAGUCCAUUCAAUUUUCGGCCGACAAAUGUUAAGGGGUACUUUGCCGUCAAUGUAGCCGGCUAUGAGCCUGGUGGAGUUUAUUCAGUGAAGCAAAUUAAGAUGGCAAGAGAUAACUUCCAGCCAGCUGCGAUGCUUUCAUUUGUUCUGCAAAUGGCAUUGACGCCUCGGAGUAGUGAACAUAAGGGCAUUUACUGGAUCAAGGAUAAGGCUACUGUUCUAGCUUACCGGAAGGCAGUGUAUGAAGAGUAUGAUGAAACCUAUGCUCAGGCAUUUGGAUACCAAACAUCACGACCUUCUCGUGAUUCAAUGGGGGUAUUAGAUCAACCUGAGAAAUUUCUAUUUCGAGGUAUUAGUUAGUUCAUCUACUAGUUUUUGCAAAUUUUGUUUGCUUGAAUAUCUCUUAUUUUUUGUUUAAAAUUCUUUAAUGUGGAAUCAUGAGCUGUAUUUCAUCAAUUUGCACUUUUCAAUGGUUUUCAUGUUAGAGUUGUUCUGAGUCUGCUAUUUGUUUUCAAAUGGUGUGUUAAUGUUUUACUAGACUGUGCAUGGAACAUUGACAUAUUCUUUUUUUUGGGCAUGAUGUAAUGUAUCAUUUUUACAUUGUAUUAAAACUUAAUAUCUCUGUAUUUGUUAUGUAUUUAAUGUUAACCUUGCCUACUA
Molecule: messenger RNA, 1834 nt
Organism: Macadamia integrifolia
Lineage: Eukaryota; Viridiplantae; Streptophyta; Magnoliopsida; Proteales; Proteaceae
Exons: 2
Coding region: 383-1534 (383 amino acids)
Source: RefSeq, a predicted model, not a curated record